This is a messenger RNA of Nylanderia fulva, 3508 nucleotides long. RefSeq lists its product as uncharacterized. Lineage: Eukaryota; Metazoa; Arthropoda; Insecta; Hymenoptera; Formicidae. The record is from RefSeq and is a predicted model, not a curated record.
CUGACGCGUUCGUUAUCGCGCAACUUCAGAUAAUACCCGACGUGGGGUUCUGCUUUGCGAAUAACCUCGCAGUAUCACAAUUUACAGUCCGCACAGAGUGUCUUUUUUUUAGUCAUCUUGAAAUGACGAUAUUGGACCCAGGCAUCUCGCAGAACGAAGGAGAGAAUAUAUUUUAUUCAUCGACCGCAAAUCGUGCAUGAUAAUCGUCCGUGACGCGGUAAUACAAUAGAUCAAUCUACGAAAUAAAUAGCACGACAGCCUGACUUGUCCGCAACCGUUGGGGCCCAACUUAACCUACAAGAGUCAGGUUGAGGUGAAACUAGGUUUCCUCGAGCGUUGUCUCGUGCGUGUCACAAAUACGUCUUGUAUUGUUGUAAUGUUGACGGGACGUAAGUGAACGGCAAAUGAAAUGGAAACUCACGAGGGCGAGCAGUAUGUGACAUUUCCACUCGACGGUGUGCACGAUGCCAUACAGGAGAAUAUGAUAUCCCACGAGGAGAUAUGCGAGCCCGUCGAGUGCGUCGACGAAUGCGUUCUCCAGGAGGAACUCGCGGAAGUCCCGGUGAAUAACUCUAGCAACACUGACAUUGCUGAGUCGCAGGAUGCUGUUGAAAUUCUUACGGAACAGUCUGACGAAGAGGAGGUGGUGUAUCCGAUGUACAUCAAGCAAGAGGAACAGCAGCAAUACACGUCUGGUGACGACGAAUCCAUGGCUGUGGAAGCUUUGCGUCAGUUGGGUGGUAUGUAUCCUUGCUUCGAGAACAAGAAAGUCAGCUGUCUGAUCUGUAAGUGUCUCUUUACUGAAGAAGAGAUGGUUGAGCAUCGAUCGGUAUGUACAGCGUCUAAGCUAUCCUGUACUGUUUGCGGAGAGAGAUUUGAAAGGAAGAUCGAUCUGAAUAAUCACAUGGUGUGUCAUCAGGUGGAUCGUCCUCACGCAUGUAGAACGUGUGGUAAUUUAUUUCGUUCUAAGAGCAGUUUGCAAGCACACAUGCUGCAGGUACAUCAAGUUGAACGUCCACACAAAUGCACCAUCUGCGGCUCAGACUUCCAGAGACCCUCUAGCUUGUCUAAUCACAUGAAGAUACAUACUUACGUGGCGGGACGAGCAAUCAUGCAGUCACAGGGGAACAAUAUGUCCCAACCAACGGAAACGUUCAGGAAGUGGUCGGAGAACGCAUCCGAUUCGCAAAAUACGUCUCAGAUGCCAUCCUCUUCGUCUGUUCAAUCUAUACAGAAUUAUGAUGUGUGUCAGGUUCAAUGGCCGGUCUCGUCGUACAAUUUUCAUAACGAACAAUCGACAGUUACCGCAAUAGCGAAUCAUCAGGAGAAGAUGGAUACUCUGCAGGAAUUCACUGUAAUGCCUAAUGGUGAAGUAACGCAAUUCGAGUACACUGAACAAAAUAAUAUCGGUAAUCCAGUCAACAACAGUCAACAAUAUGAUAUAUCGAUAAACUCGUUUAAUACUCCGGACGGAAUAGUUAAAGUCGAGACACUUUCGUAUAAUAACGCGAAUAGAAAAAAUUACGGGGAAGCGGAAACAAACAGCGGUAAACAGUACACGUGUAAACAUUGCGGAAUCAAUUUUACACGCGCGACUGCGUUGGCAUCUCACGAGAAGAUUCACACUUCCAAAAACUGGAACAUGCCGAUCGAGUGCGAAUAUUGUGACAAACAGUUUCAAGAUGGGAAUCACUUGGCGAAUCAUCAGACCACCUGCGCCAAGAAGAUAAUGCAGAACAACAUAGAGCAAGGCGUGCCCAACAACAAGUGGGGCAAGCACGCUUGUUCCGAGUGCGGAAAAAAGUUCACGACCAAGCAGAAGAUGUUUCGCCAUCAGUGGAUCCACCGGAAGAAGACACACUCGUGCGAAGUGUGCGGUUCACAAUUUGAGAAGCAGAACGAGCUGGACGAGCAUAGACUGUCGGCGCAUCCUGGAGACUCGCCGUUCACUUGCGCCGAAUGCGGAAAGAGCUUCGUGUCCCGACAAGGUCUCUGGGAACACGGAAGAACGCACGCUGGGAGUCCGGCGCACUUUCAAUGCGACACCUGCUCGAAAACCUUUUCGUCUCGCCAAGGAUACUUGAUACACAAUCGUACGCAUACCGGCGAGCGACCGUACGGCUGCAAGUUUUGCUGGAAGGCGUUCCGGGAUGGCGGGACCUUGAGGAAGCACGAACGGAUCCACACCGGGGAGCGACCGCACGUGUGUCCGUUGUGCGCGAGGGCAUUCAAUCAGAAGGUAGUCUUGCGCGAACAUGUUCGGUGGGUUCACGCCGCGGGAAAGAACGAGACGGAAGCGACCAGUCCUCCGUAUCCUUGUCCUUUGUGCGGUGCUCUUAAUCAAGACCGCGACGAGCUCUGCGCGCACAUCGUUAAGCAUUCGGAUCAGAUGAUAGCCGAAGCAAAGGCGAAGACUAACAACGACGCCUCUGCGAAGUCGAAGCCAACGAAGAAGAAAUCAGCCAAGUCGUGCAACGCACGGAUAAAGCAAAAUUCCUUGGACCAUUUCAUCUCCAAGACGGAACAGAAUGAAGCCUUGUUAUCCAUCACCGAUACGUCUGAUAAAUCGGACGAUUUGCACGGUAUGAACGAGAAGCAGAGCAACGCCUACGUCGUGGUCACCACGGAGAAACGUGGCGAUGGCUACAUAGCGAUAUCCGAGCUUAAGCACAGCAAUAUACGGUUCAUCGUGGAAGGUAAAGAAGAUGAGAACAUUCACGUACUUCAAGUGGAUCAGAAUUCUCACCGGAAUUCUCUCAAUAUGAUUGCUAUGGAUAAGCAAAACGACGCGGUACGUAUCGUGUCUGAAACCGUGGAUAAUGCGCUCGGCGAAACGAUCAGGCAAAAUAAUAUAUCUACGAUGCACUUAAUUCAAUCUUCUAAACAGAACAAUACUCUAAAUAUAAUAUCGAAGCAGAACGAAUCGCUACCUGUUUUAGCGAUACCGAAUCCCCAGAGCCACGAAAAUUAUUCCAGCCAGAUCAUACAAGUGAGCAGUGAAGAUAUACCUAUGGAUGUACUGACCGAUCAAACCUUGAAAGAGGAGAGAGAUCAGGAUGAGCAGGAUACUUUAGUAGGAACAUCUCAGGAAGGGACAUCUCAUGUUAUCCAAGUUGUACAGUAUCACCAGCAUGAUAGUGAUGACGGAGAGGAUUUUACUUGCGAGAUCUGCGAAGAAACUUUUGCUGACAAAAAUAUGUUGAAAGAACAUAUUAAGGUUCACAUAUAAUUACCACCGUUACCUUGUUGUUCAUUGCAUUGCUUGUGAUAUUGCACACGCUAUUAAUGCGACUCUGUAGAAAGUAAAAAAUGUACAUAAGACAAAUUUACAGUAAUCCCUUGCCGAGAAAUUCACAGAAUUUAUUUAUAGGCUAUUUAUAUGCAAUAUUUUUAACAAGAUUGGUGUUAUGUACAUUUGUUACAAAGUUGACACAGAUUCAGUUCAUAAAACAUACACAUUUUAAUUACAUAAGAUAUACAUAUCUAAUUUAAUUUAAAAAAAGCUAUA